AUGAACAAACACAUCUUGUUGCUCUUCUCUCUCCUCUGCCUCACUGUGGCAGUGACAUCACUGAUUUGUGUAACAUGCCACCUUCGCACACAGACAGACCACUGUAGAAGAGGCUUUGGUGUCUGUACUGCUCAGAAACACGAGACAUGCAUGAUCUUAAAGAUCUUACAAGAUGGUGUUCUCCAGCUAUCAUACAUGGUGUGUCAGAAGUUCUGCAGAGAUCGGACAUAUGAGCGCAACAACCGAAGCUUUGUUCAUAAAUGCUGCAACUCCAAUUAUUGUAACUACAAAACCUAAGAUCUUUGCCCUCCCGAGGUUUCACUCUAUAACGUCACAGAUGUUGCUUACCCAUCACACUUCACCUGCCCCAGCUGUCUGGUCUGACAGUACACCUGCUAUCUCCUUAACUCAGUCAUCCUUUCUGAUACUGUCAGCAUGGCCCUGCCCUUGGUCAGGGGAUAAUGGUUCUGAACAAUUGGAUUUCUUCUAUGGAAAAGUUUGAAUUUCCAUACUCCAAGAAGCCUACUUUCAAGAGUCCCUAUACAGUAAGAUUUA
Messenger RNA from Lepus europaeus (European hare), 555 nucleotides. It is a transcript of the gene PATE3, whose product is annotated as prostate and testis expressed 3. The record is from RefSeq and is a predicted model, not a curated record. The transcript has 3 exons. NCBI's taxonomy places the organism in Eukaryota, Metazoa, Chordata, Mammalia, Lagomorpha, Leporidae. The coding region runs from base 1 to 297 and encodes 98 amino acids.